AUGCUGUCAGAUUCCACGGAACCUGGAGUUAUCCACGAUGUGUCAACUCGAUGGAAUUUAUGGAAAGAGAGAGAUGUCCCCCGUGUCAACUGUUUCCCCAGUUGGUUUUCCCCGAUGUUCGAGAAUGUUCGAUGGAGAGGUCCCGAAGCGGAGAGCCUGAAUCACGACACCGUAACCUUCUCCGAGGUUUUAUCCCAUCUUGAUCAGAUAUAUUUGAUGGUUGUUGUGUUGUCGAGUUGA
This is a messenger RNA of Bursaphelenchus xylophilus (pine wood nematode), 240 nucleotides long. Lineage: Eukaryota; Metazoa; Nematoda; Chromadorea; Rhabditida; Aphelenchoididae. The record is from the annotation of a GenBank genome assembly.